AUGGCCUCCGCUGUGGAUUCUCGUGAAUCUAUAUCCAUUUCAACGGGCAAGAAGAGGCGUCCACGACGCGGUCGAAAGGCUACACUAGACAUUGACGGGCCAAAUCCUAGGAAGAGCCUGCUCUUGGAUGAGAUUGGUGACGACUUAGUCGACCAGCUCUAUGCAAGCCCCCGGCGCAAUGGACAUCUCGAUGACAGUUGCGCUACAUCCUUCAUCUCUGUCGCUGAUCACCUACGCAAUAAUCUCGCUGCUGCCCUAGCUGCUUCCUCAUGCGCCAGCUCAGCUAGCCGCAGCACUCGCACGAUGAUCGGAUCGAUUUCGACCCCGGCAACGAGCGUGGACAUCAACGAGCCACCACAAGUCACCCACUCGCUCGAACCCCCCGUCGACCUCCCAGAUCCGAAACCCAAAGCUCCUCGCCCGAAGAAAGGUCUCCCAGAACAGGCAGACGUGUUCAGCCUCGAUGACUUCACAAUAAUGACAGCCAUCGAACAGCUAGCCGCAUACCACGGCCGAGUAGCACACAUGGGCAUCCUCGACCGCAGCUACCGAUUCUUCGUGAACAAAUCUCGAACAGCAGCAAUAUCUUUCAAAGUACAAAACGGUGUGGCAGUCGUCGGCGGAGACCCAUUAUGUGAUACAGCAGCAAUCCCAGAACUCCUCUCCGAAUUUGCAGAAUACCGAAAAAGACACCACUGGGGCAUAGCCUUCAUGGGCGCAAGCGAGACCUUCACAAAAGGAUAUGCCCAACGAGAAGGCUGGACAACCAUCCGAUUCGGUACAGAGCGCGUCCUCGACCCACAAGUCAACGAGGUCCUCCUCGAGACAAGUGGGAAACGUAUAACAACCCAAAACCGCCAGCUCCUCAGCAAAGCCAAAGGCAACAUCACCCUCGGCGUCUAUGCACCCGCCGUCCACGGCACUGUCCCGCAACUCCAAGCAGACCUCGUAGCCAUAUACGAUGCAUGGCGCGAAGAACGAAACAGUUCUUCAAACCCACAGGCUUUCAUAACAGUCUAUGACCCCUUCGCCCUCCCAGCACUAAUGACAUUCGUAUAUACUUGCGGCGCAGACCGACACGUCAACGGGUUCGCAGCCCUCCGCCAUCUCGGUUCUGGUGGAUACCACGUCGAUCCUUGUAUCGCGGCUCCAGGCAGCGCAAAGGGAAUAAGCGAUCUUCUCCUUGUCGCCGCAAUGGCUCUCCUCAACCGCGCUGGUGUCUCCUAUCUCGGCUUCGGGUUCGAACCUUUGCAUGCCUUGACCCGGGAUGACGUGAGCGGGAUUCCGGGUCCUUUUGCUCAUCUUACGAGGGACUUGUAUGGUCAUGCUUUUCAUCGGUUGCCUAUCGGUGGAAAGAGGGCCUACCAUGAUAAAUUCCGGCCUGAUCCUAUGCAGGACUCGGGUCUUUAUCUUGUUUUUCCUUCUGGGGUUCCUGGGCCGAGGCAUUUACUUGCUAUGACGCAUAUGGCUAAUAUUAGCUGGCGCAAGAUUUUCUGGGCGGAUGUUCGGGGUUGGGCUUCGAGGGCUGAGAGGUCUGCUGCUGUUGAGGGAGCGCAGGAUCAGCAGCGUCAACCCAAGGACCAGGACCAGGCUCGGAUUCACAACGAUGCGACAAAGAAGUCGAUGUUUCUGGAUAGGCCUAUCCCACUGGUACAGGGCAUUGCAUGA
Molecule: messenger RNA, 1668 nt
Organism: Penicillium antarcticum
Lineage: Eukaryota; Fungi; Ascomycota; Eurotiomycetes; Eurotiales; Aspergillaceae
Gene: ergS
Product: protein ergS
Exons: 1
Coding region: 1-1668 (555 amino acids)
Biological process (GO): phospholipid homeostasis
Molecular function (GO): aminoacyltransferase activity
Source: RefSeq, a predicted model, not a curated record